AUGGACUUCCAGUCUCCCCAAAACGGAAUGUACGAUCCCUCGAGCUUCAUCGACCCGAGCGCAAUCGCAAACCCCCAGAUGAACGGCGCGCGCCCAUAUAAUCCGAUGCCAUCGGUGCCCCAGAAACGAGACUCGACUGGCGCUGCCCUGUCUCUAUCGCGCUCUCAAACACCUUCACAGCAAGCCCAAUUCGGUUUCCAGCACCAGCAAGCCUUCACCAACACGCCUUCACCCACUAUGCAGAACCAGCACUUCGCGCCUGGCCAGAUGGGAGGCCAGCGGAUGAACACUGCCUCACCUGCGCAAAACCCCCAUGCGCCGCAGAUGUCUCCCAUGAACUUCCAGGCCUCGCCUAUGAACCAAGCUUUCAACGCCAACUCCGGGAACCAGUUCCCAGUACAGUCGGUACAACUAUCGCAGAACCUCCAAAGUCGGCAGCAAGAAGCGCAAAGGCAGUACGCGAUGCGCUUGCAACAGCAGCAGCAGUUGGGCAACCUUGCCGCGAGCAACAUGGCUGCGCGACAAGGACAACAGCCCGGCGCGCAGAUGCCUGGCGCGAUGCAAAACCCAAUGCAACAUCCAGGCAUGCAGCAGAACAUGAUGCAGGCCCAAGGACAACCACAGAAUCCGCAAUCACAAUACAACCAGUUCAUCAAGAAUGUUCAGGCGCUAAUGACCCAGCACAAUCGACCCUUCAAUCACCAGCCACUUUGCGCUGGCCGCCCGACGAAUCUCCAGAACCUUUACGCGGCUGUCAUGCGCUUCAAGGGUCAUCGAUUUGUGACGCAACAAAACGGAUGGCCUAGGAUCGCGCAAAUGAUGAGCAUACAUCCGCAGCAGUUUCCGAACGCCCCCAAUGAGUUGCGCCAGAUAUACGAGCAAUAUCUGAGCCUCUACGAAACUGCCUACCUUCAAAGACAACAGCAGAUGCAGCAGAAGGGCAUGCCUCCACAGGGACAGAUGGGGCAGAUGGGACAAAUGGGACAAAUGGGACAAAUAGGUCAGAUGGCGUCUGUGGGCCAGCAGAUGUCACCAACAAGACCGACCAUGCCUGGCCAACCGGCCAACGUUCCAGGACAUCAAGAAUAUCUCCAGCAACUGCAGAGAUCACAGGAGGCCAUGAAGCAGCAGCAACAACAACAACAGCAGCGGCAGUCGCUUCCGCCAACCCAGCAGCCACAUCAGCAACUUGAGCCAUCCCCGCAUCCACACCAGGCGACGCCUCUACAGAGCAACGCAGCGCUUCCAAGCGUCAACGGCACCACACCACAGCCCGACGGAAACGCGCGGAAAAGCCUCAGCAGGCAGCUGGAAGGGACGCCCACUCAAGGACAAGAGCCUGGCCAGUCGCAGUCGUCACCGAUGAAGCAGGAGGAUAACGCUGCCGCAGAUCCAGCCUCGGCCGCUGUAGAGGAGCCUGAGAAACGCAAACCAGUGAUCGAGCAAGACGAUGGGACCCGCGUCUACCAACCCGCCUACCGGACACAAGAUACAUGGGGAGGCCUUGACUUUGAUUCUGACAACUUCAAGAACAUGAUCGAUACGAUCACAAACUACAAACCGAACGUUCCAUUACUACCGGAGAUGGGUGUGAUCGACGUUCGAGCCAUCAAUAUGAGCAUCAAGUCGGGACUCCAUGCGGAGGUGCGGUUGGGGCUGGACACCCUUACGCGAAUUACGUACGACAACACCGUACAGUUCAAUCUGUCGCACUGCGAAGACUUGACGGAGGUGCUGGUGGAGUAUGCAGAAGACCAACUAGAAAUUCUAGGCAACGACAACCCCGAAGUCACUGAUAUUAUCGAUCUCACACCAUACGAGGAUGUUCUACAUCACUGUCGCGAAGAGGCUUCGGCACUACAAGAGCUCCCGCAGGCGGGUUCGAAGGAGUACAUGCUCGAUCGUACUGCGGACCGGCUGCUCGCCAUCACAACCAUUUUCCGAAAUCUGUCUUUCCUCGAGGUCAAUCAUGACUCUUUGGUCAGCGCUCCAGUCAUCAAGUUCCUCGCAAACUUUAUACGGCUUGUUGGAACCCGCGUACUGUUGUUACGGUCACAUAUCAACACCUUUGACUUCAUGAAGGAUGUAGUCACCUUCUUCUCCAAUACCAGCGCCAAGGUCGUUUUACCUAACCGCGAAGACGCGUACGCCGUGUUGCACUUCCUCUGCGCUUUUGCGCCGGUUCCACGGCCCGCUGAGCCAGUCAGAUUUACGCCUUUCAACCCGCAAAUCCAUCGCUAUCUCCCUUCUGCCGUAGACAGUCUUGCAAAACUCCUUGCUCGUGACGACCCCAACCGGACCUACUACAAGCAAAUCUUCAUCAACGAGGCAACAUCCACCCCUGCAUAUGACCUUCUGACGCGUUCCUUUGCCCUUGCCAUCUCCGUUGUGCCGGACCGCAACUACAUUGAAAACAAAAUGUACCAGAUGAAAGAGCCGCGCCCCAAGGAGGUACGCAUGCUCGAAGCGCGCGUUGCAGAGUCAAGAAAAGCGUACCUUAUGCAGGGCAUGCUAGCGGCAGACAUACUCGCUAGUCUAGCUCCAGGGCCCGAAAGUGGCAUCUGUCGCUCAUGGCUCGAAUCGGAGGACGGCUGGGCGCAUAGCUUACUCAAGUUCGCAAUGUCGCUUUCCGCUACUGAUGCAGCCAUCCCACACCCUCCGCAACCACCAAAUCACCGCGGUCAGCGACCCAUGGAUCACGACAGGGAAGGCUUCCAGCUCAUUGUCCACCGCGCGCUGUCAACUCUCAAACGCCUAGGCGACAAAUCAAAGGGUGGCGAGCCCUUGGUCAAGGGUGUGCAACGACCAAACGGGCACAUGAACCAUGACGAUGAAGAGGAAUAUGACGACGACGAUAUGGAGAUCUUCAACUUCAACGGUAGCUCGUGGAAAGUCAAGGCGGAUAUCUUACCUCGAAAGGAGACAUUGCUUGGCGCACUCUUGACUGCACAAUUGGAUGUGCGGAGCUUGAACCAGUUUUGCAAGAUUGGCUAUCUGGAUGAAUAA
Molecule: messenger RNA, 3006 nt
Organism: Alternaria atra
Lineage: Eukaryota; Fungi; Ascomycota; Dothideomycetes; Pleosporales; Pleosporaceae
Exons: 1
Coding region: 1-3006 (1001 amino acids)
Biological process (GO): regulation of transcription by RNA polymerase II
Cellular component (GO): SWI/SNF complex; nucleus
Molecular function (GO): transcription cis-regulatory region binding
Source: RefSeq, a predicted model, not a curated record